CAUUCACACUUCAAGUCAUGUCUGAUCCUUUCUUUCAAAAAAAGAGAAAGAGGACAGAUUCUGCCGGUAAAAGUGAAGGUGGAAGAGGUGGAAGGGGAGGUGGGAAAUUCGGAACAGGAAGAGGUGGUGGAAGAGGAGGUGGCAAUGCAGAUAGAAGCAAACAACCUAGAGCAGGUGCUGCUGGACCUUCCCGAUUACGAAUGAGAGAAAAAGCGGGCAAAGGAAGAGGUGGAGAUGACGAUGAUGAUGAAAAUUUACCUCGAAUGAACGGUAGAGCCGAUGCAAGUGAUGAUGACGCUGAUAGCGGGGAUGAAGGAGGAAUCGAAGCAAUGGAUCUCGCUCAUAAAUAUGAAGAAGAUUUAGAAGCUUCAGAUGAAGAUGCGAUCGAUGAAACACCUGCAGAAGCCCGUGUACGGUUAGCAAAGAUGUAUUUGGACAGUUUACGAGCUUAUCAAGAUGAAGAUGGGCUGGGAGCAGGCGAGAUCAAUGCAGCUGAUGUGGACCGAGAAAAUAUUUCUGCUAGACUUCAACGUGAUGCAGCAAGUCAUUCAACGCAUAUGCACGAUUUGAUCGCUGAUCGGAUACGGCUGCCACCCAAAGGUGAUACAACGCAUAUCCUUGCUUGUCGUGGACAUAGACUUUCGGUCACUUCUGCUUCCGUCUCGCAUGAUUGUACUUCUAUAUGGACAGCAGGUAAAGAUGGACGAAUCAUUCGUUGGAGAUUACGUGAUGGAAAGAUGGUGGAAAUGAUAAGUAGAGCAUCUACCAGUGCGGAAACAAUCAACGGAAAUGGCUUUGCUGUUAAUGGUGCUCGGAAAAAUGGAAACGGCAAACAGUCUGGAAGUAGUGGUGCGGCUAGAAGGAGAGCACGAGCACAGGCGGCAGCAGCAGCAGAGCAAGAUAACGGACAAAACGAGAAUGAUGCAAGGGAAAACGGCAAAGAGCAUUGUCGUCUUGUUGUCCCUGCAGCUGGUUCUGGACAUACAGACGAGAUCUGGUCUCUCACAUCAAGUCAAGAUGGAAAGUUUCUCGCAACGGGCGGGAAGGAUAGGCGGAUAUGCAUUUGGGCGACAAAAUCGAUUGAAAAGUCAUCAAAGGACGAACUCACAUCAUUUGUCAAAUCUCUAGGAGGUCACAGAGAUAGCAUCACAGCUUUGCGAUUCCGACAUGGGACCUAUGAUCUAUUCAGUGCUUCUUUUGACAGGACGUUGAAGCUUUUCGAUAUUUCUCAACUAUCUUACGUCGAGACAUUCUUCGGGCAUCAGGAAGAGAUCCCUUCGCUAGAUAUUCUGCGUGGCGAGGUAGCCGUCUCGGCCGGUGCCCGGGAUCGAACUUGUCGUUGGUGGAAGGUCCGCGAUGAGAGUCAAUUGGUAUUCCGUGGUGGUGCAAAGUCUAGAAUGAGAGACGUUUUGGAAGGAGGAGAUAUUAUGGAAGAAGAACAGGAAGAAGGAGGUCCAAUUGCUAGAUCUGAACGCAAGCAAUUGAUCGAAGGAAGCAUUGAUGCCGUUGCAAUGAUUGAUGAGCACACUUUCUUGAGCGGUGGUGAUACUGGUACGAUCUCUUUAUGGUCGUUGGCUAAAAAGAAGCCGGUGUUCACCUUUUCGGCUGCACAUGGCUUCGAACAAGGUCCUGAAGGCACUGAGCAACAACCAAGGUGGAUCACAUCUCUGACUUGUUUGCCAUAUGGAGACGUGUUUGCUUCCGGAUCGUGGGACGGGUCUAUUCGUUUGUGGAAGCUAUCACCCACGCUCAAAUCAUUCUCUGCACUUGUCGAAGUUCCCGCACUGGGAUUCGUUAACUCUUUGCAACUUAUGCAUCCCAAUAAAUCCAUCAUGAAGAAAAGAGGCGGAAGCGUGAUUGAGCCUGAUCAGUGGAGAAGGCAUGGAGGACUGCAAGGCGGAGCCAAAAAGGUAUUUAGCGAUGCGGAAGGUGGUGCUAGCGAGGCGAAUAGCGAAGGAGAGGAAGAAGCUGCUCCGAUCCCCAGCAAGGAUGGUUCUACAGAACCUCCUCUCAUCUUGAUUGCAGCUUUGGGACAAGAGCCAACUCGCGGUCGUUGGCAAAAGCUUAAAGAAGCCAGGAAUGGUACCUUGGUCGUUCCAUUUUCUGUUGGUUCGUUAUGAUUCGACAACACUAGUACCCAAACUUCAAUUUACAUGUACAAUUUCAUCCCAUUGCAAUCAUAAUAUAAAAAGCGAGCAUAUCCUGCAUAUAUACGUGUGUGUGCGCGUAUCCCAUUUCGUGUGAACCCAAUCCAGAUUAAUCGGCCAAACCCUGCCAUCAGAAUGGCAAUUCAGGUAAACUGAACAAACCAUCCGAACCUCUUUCCAAUCGAUAUUCUUCGGCAAAAUCUUUUGAUGGAUCCAAAGUACCAUAAAUAUGACCAAAUUCCGUUCCUGCAGCAGGUUCGAAUUUUAAUCGAUUUUGCGCAUCAACGAUGUUCGUUCGGGGUAGGGCCAAUAGGUAGAGUGUAUCGCCAACAUCGGAUGAUGCAGAAAAGAAUCUUUCUAGUGUACCGGCUGUUUGAUGAGAUGUUGAUAGAUGGAUAAAGCCGUCUUUUUGCUGAAAGAGAG
Meira miltonrushii is the source of this 2570-nucleotide messenger RNA. RefSeq names its product WD40 repeat-like protein. Gene Ontology annotation, molecular function: snoRNA binding; protein binding. The record is from RefSeq and is a predicted model, not a curated record. Gene Ontology annotation, cellular component: small-subunit processome. The transcript has a single exon. NCBI's taxonomy places the organism in Eukaryota, Fungi, Basidiomycota, Exobasidiomycetes, Exobasidiales, Brachybasidiaceae. The coding region runs from base 18 to 2120 and encodes 700 amino acids.